Emys orbicularis (European pond turtle) is the source of this 860-nucleotide messenger RNA. RefSeq names its product glutamine amidotransferase-like class 1 domain-containing protein 3, mitochondrial. The transcript has 5 exons. The record is from RefSeq and is a predicted model, not a curated record. NCBI's taxonomy places the organism in Eukaryota, Metazoa, Chordata, Testudines, Emydidae. The coding region runs from base 218 to 757 and encodes 179 amino acids.
CGCCCCUCUGCCUAAGGCUGGCUGCUUCCAGGCGCAACGCGGAGUCAGGACAGACAGGAAGCCUGCCUUAGCCCCCCUGCUGCGCCACUGACCUAAAGCCGCUGGAGGUCCCCUGCAUACAGAUAAUGAGGGAGAGUCCCUGCUGUGAAGAGAUUACAAUCUAAACUGUCAAGAGAGGCCAUGGGAGGUAAGGAUAUUUGCACCCAACAUAGAGCAGAUGCAUGUAGUGGAUCAUUUCAGAGGAAGUCCAACAGAAGAGAAGAGAAAUGUGUUAGUUGAAAGUGCCAGGCUAGCAAGAGGCAACAUUGAAGAUCUGGCUGAACUGAAAGUUGGUGAAUUUGAUGCAGUCAUUUUUCCUGGUGGAUUUGGUGUAGCAAAGAAUCUGUGUUCCUGGGCAGUGGAUGGAAAGAACUGUAGUAUCAAUGAGCUUGUGAAGUCCACUCUUCAGGCUUUCCAUAGUGCUAAGAAACCCAUUGGUUUGUGCUGUAUAUCCCCAGUGCUGGCAGCUAAAGUCUUCCCAGGUUGUGAAGUCACAGUUGGCCAUGAUAAAAAUGUAGAUGGAAGGUUUCCUGAUGCUGAAACAGCAUCUGCUAUAGUAGAACUUGGAUGCAAGCACAUUUGUAAAGAUGUAACUGAAUCCCACGUGGAUGCCACCAACAAAAUAGUCACUACUUGUGCUUUCAUGUGCAAAGCUCCUUUGCAUGAAAUCUUUGAUGGAGUAGGAACAAUGGUGGCAGAAGUCCUGAAACUCAGCUGAGGGAACUCUGACGUCUGCUAUCACCUGCAGUGAAAUGACUACCAGUAAAUAUAAACCAUUUACCUGUACUUAACUAUAUUAAUAAAAUAAUGCAGUUAGUGAG